Messenger RNA from Angiostrongylus costaricensis, 1560 nucleotides. The record is from the annotation of a GenBank genome assembly. NCBI's taxonomy places the organism in Eukaryota, Metazoa, Nematoda, Chromadorea, Rhabditida, Metastrongylidae.
CUGACCAAAGGUGUCUGCGGUGGGGAACGAAGGCGCUAUUGUCCUUUCCGGGGAGUAACGCGUUCACCACCACACCAUGAUAUCGCAAAUAGGACGCACUUGCCCAUUCACGAUGUGGAAUAUCAGAUCAUGGAGAGCAUCCACAACAACGACACCGUGAUACUCGUUGGAGAAACUGGCUGCGGGAAGAGCACGCAAGUGCCACAGUAUUGCGUUCGCAUUGGGCUGGCUAGAAACGGCCGUAUUGGGGUUACACAGCCCCGUCGUUUAGCAGCCGUCUCCUUGGCAGAUAGGGUAGCUAGGGAGAUGAAUACUUCAGUGGGACAACAAGUCGGAUAUCAUGUUCGAUUUGAGAAGCAGAUGUCGAAGACUACGCAGAUUUCUUAUCUUACCGAUGGUAUUCUACUCAGAGAAGCUAUUCAUGAUCCUUUUUUGAAGGAGUACAACACUAUAAUUGUGGAUGAGGCGCAUGAACGUAGCCUUCACACUGACGUUUUGUUAAUGUUUAUAACUUUUUUCGAUGUGUUACGUUUGUGCCAACGUCAGCGAAAUGAGUCUAAUCUACAUAAACUUCGUAUUAUCAUAAUGUCUGCUACAUUGGAAGCCAAAUUGUUUUCUUGGUAUUUUAAUGAUGCUCCAGUUUUCAUAGUAAAAGGGCGAACGUUCCCUGUUGAGGUUUUCCACGCGCAGCUUAAUCCUGAAAACUCGGACUAUGUCUUCAAUAGCCUUGUAUGCAUCAAGGAUCUUCAUCAACAGGAGCCACUUUGUGAUCAUUUCCUUGUGUUUCUAACUGGAAGAGAAGAAAUCGAGUGUGCUACAAAAAAACUUCGAGAGCUGAACCGGCAUUUUGAGAAUCCUAUCUAUCCUGUUCCUCUAUUUGCUGCAUUGAGCAGCGUGGCACAAUUGAAGGCUUUCGAACCGCCACCAGUGGGUCAUCGAAAGGUCGUCCUAGCUACAAAUAUUGCGGAAACUUCACUUACUAUACCUGGAGUACGUGUGGUGAUUGAUUCUGGCAAAGUUAAAACAAGGUAUUUUACUGCUAGCGAUCGCAUAGAUGUGUUGCGAGUUCAUGAUGUGAGCAAAGCACAAGCGAUACAGAGAACUGGUCGAGCAGGACGGGAAGCUCCUGGAAAGUGCUACCGCCUUUAUCCACUCGAGCACUUCGAAAAACUGCAACUUUGUAGUGUUCCUGAAAUUCUUCGAAGUAAUUUGUCAGCAGUAGGUUUGAAUAUUUUCCAUUCAGUGUCGCUACGGUACAUUCCUGCUGUCCACUUCCUCCUUCUGAGUUGGUGCUUCAAUUUUAUCGAUUCCUCUAUUUUCAGGCAAGCUUUGGCAUGUGGAUUAUUUAUGAACGUUUGUGAGUAUGAUCGGCAAGAGGACCGAUAUCGAUUACUGGUUAAGCCAAGUACGACUCUGAAAGUUCAUCCUUCUUCAGGACUUUCACGCGUAGGUCUUUUUUCCUCCUGCCAUCGAGUAUACUAUAACGUGGGAGAUGUGUUAGUGUGCAUAGCAAUACUGUUUAGAAAUGAACUUGAUCUUUUGCCUGUCAUAUAUACGUAG